This is a messenger RNA of Pelecanus crispus (Dalmatian pelican), 966 nucleotides long. Lineage: Eukaryota; Metazoa; Chordata; Aves; Pelecaniformes; Pelecanidae. The record is from RefSeq and is a predicted model, not a curated record.
UUUGUGGUAGGAAGAGACGGAGUCUGCGGUACUGUGUGUGAACAUUCCCCUUUCGACGGCAUCGUACUGGUGCAGUGCACUGAACACUUGCUCAAGCACAUGAAAGAAAGCUCCAAGAAAUUAGUUCGAGCCGAUUCCGUGAGCGAGCUUCCUGCUCCACGGAGACUAAGAUGGAAAUGUUCCCCUGAAAUUCAGGCACGUUUGGCGUCAUCAGCAGAAAAACUCCAAAGGAUAGUAAAAAAUCUGGACUUUAUCGCCUACAAGUUUGAGAACUAUGGAAAGGAAUUUAUUAAGAAACAAAAGAUUAGCCCAGAUGCCUACAUUCAAGUAGCACUUCAGCUGGCAUUUUACAGAUGCCACAGGAGACUUGUCCCUACCUACGAAAGUGCUUCCAUACGCCGAUUUGAUGAGGGCAGAGUCGACAAUAUCAGGUCUGCUACCUUGGAAGCAUUUGCUUUCGUAAAAGCAAUGACUGAUGACAAGACAGCUCUAUCGGAUUCUGAGAAGAUGCAGAGAUUUAAGGAUGCAAUUGCAGCUCAGACUAAUUACACUAUUCUGGCUAUUACUGGAAUGGCAAUAGACAAUCAUCUGCUAGGGCUCAGAGAGGUGGCACGGGAACACUUCAAGGAACUGCCAGAGAUAUUUACAGACGAGACAUAUUUGAUGAGCAAUCGAUUCAUCCUUUCAACCAGCCAGGUUCCAACUACUAUGGAAAUGUUCUGCUGCUAUGGGCCUGUGGUGCCCAAUGGUUAUGGGGCAUGUUAUAACCCUCAGCCAGAGCAUAUACUAUUCUGCAUCUCAAGCUUUAAAGAUUGUAAAGAAACCUCUUCAGACAUGUUUGCAAAAGCUGUGGAAGAAAGUCUCCUAGAAAUGCGAGAUCUGUUCAGCAAAUGCAACUCUACUAUGGCAAAGCCACAUGCUAAACAAGAAGCAGCCACACAGCUGCAGAGUGACCGCAAACUCUAA